Messenger RNA from Cyanistes caeruleus (blue tit), 5882 nucleotides. It is a transcript of the gene NID1, whose product is annotated as nidogen 1. Gene Ontology annotation, cellular component: plasma membrane. The record is from RefSeq and is a predicted model, not a curated record. Gene Ontology annotation, biological process: cell-matrix adhesion; canonical Wnt signaling pathway. Lineage: Eukaryota; Metazoa; Chordata; Aves; Passeriformes; Paridae. Gene Ontology annotation, molecular function: calcium ion binding; Wnt-protein binding; Wnt receptor activity.
AUGGAAAAGAGCCAAAACAAACCCGAGGGCAACAUUGUGCUAGGAGUGCUGUGUGCCAGCGUGGGGUCCUGUGGCUCCCCUCCCAGCACGGCCUGUGCGAGCUCCCACCGGCCACAGACUCGAAAAUCUGUGAAAUGGUUAAUAAAGAUUGAUAGUGAGCACCUUCUCCAGCCUCAGGAGGCUGGGAGCCAUCUGCCGGACGCCUACGACCCCGCACCGACUUCGCUUCCCGACUUCCGCGCCCCACAAGCGACCCUGAUCCCGCAAGCGGCUGAGCUUUCCCCCCGAGCGCUCCCGAGGGUCGGGAGCGACCUCUCUGCCGAUCCCGCCCGGGCUGUGGGAGCGGCCGCGGGGGUCCCGGGGCCGCUGUUCCGCCCGCCCCUCGCAGCCAUUGGCCGCGGCCNCCUGGCGCUGCUGGCCCUGGCGCUGCCCGCAGAGCUGCUGGAGCUGCUGCCGCACGGCGAGGACCGCGGCGAUGCCGCGCUGGAGCCCGGGGACGAUGUGCGCUCGGAGGCGCUGGAGCUGAGCACGGCGCUGCGCUUCUACGGCGCGGCCGUCCGCUCCCUCUAUGUUACCACUAAUGGGAUUAUUGCAGUGAAUGAGCCCUCAAGUGAAGAAAAAUACCUUGGUCAAUUCCCAGUAAGUUUUGGGGCUAUUGCUCCUUUUAUGGCUGACCUGGACACAACAGAUGGACAUGGAAAUGUGUAUUACAGAGAAGAUUCAUCCUCAGAUGUCUUGCAACUUGCAUCAGACUAUAUCAAAAGAGGUUUUCCUGAGACUGCUUUUGUUCCCAGCAGUGUUGUUAUUGUUACCUGGAAGCUUGUGGCUCCUUUCCAGGCACCAGGAGAAGAUCACGCUUUGGAAGAAAAGAGAAACACAUUCCAGGCUGUCUUAGCCUCUUCUGAUUCCAGUUCCUAUGCUAUUUUCCUUUAUCCAGAAGAUAGCUUGCAGUUCUAUAGCACAUACUCCAAGAAUGGUGAUGAAAAUAUUCCUGCUAUGGUUGGCUUUAGUCAAGCCUCUACAAACUACUACUUUUGGGAAAAGCCAGGAUCCUACAAUGUCAUUGCUAAUGAUGAAGACAGCAUUAGAAACCUGUACAAAAGCAGCAAUGCUGGGAAGCAGGGCGUCUGGGUGUUCGAUGUUGGUAGCUCAUCUGACAGUAUUGUGCCUGCCAAAAUCAGCAAUAUUUUGGAGAGCAUGGAGCCCAACGAAGAAGACGAGGAGAUGACUUCUAAGCCCUUUACAUCUGACUAUGGUUCCACUGAAAUAACACAGCAGUACAUCACAAGUAGUACAGACAGCACUGAAGAGGAUCAGCACCUUGUCACAUACAGUGUUCCUCGGUUAGCUGCGGGAGACUUUCCGACUUCAUACCAAGACGUAACAGGAACACCUUCAACUGAGUCUUUUUACAGUCCUCAAAAUUUCCCAACAGCAAAAGCUCCACCUCGGCAGUUUCGCAUCCAGCAGUUCCCCCCACAGCCACCUCAAGUCAUUGAUGUGGAAGAAUUUGAUGAAACUGGAAUAGUGUUUCGCUACCACACAGAUGUCCAACAGACCUGUGCUAACAACCGCCACCAGUGCUCUGUUCAUGCUAUUUGCAAGGAUUAUCCCAGCGGGUUUUGUUGCAGCUGUAUUGCUGGUUACAAAGGAAAUGGCAGACAGUGUGUAGCAGAAGGUUCUCCUCAGAGAGUCAACGGCAAGGUCAGAGGAAGAAUCUUUGUAGGAAACAACCCUGUUCCAGUUACAUUUGAGAACACUGAUCUCCACUCCUAUGUUGUGAUGAACCAAGGGCGUGCCUACACUGCUAUCAGCACAAUCCCAGAGACUUUGGGGUAUUCUUUACUACCUCUUGCCUCUAUUGGAGGUAUCAUAGGAUGGAUGUUUGCUGUGGAACAGCAAGGAUAUAAAAAUGGAUUCAGCAUUACUGGUGGUGAGUUUACACGGCAAACAGAAGUAACUUUUCUUCGUAACAAUGAGAAGCUGGUUGUGAAGCAGAAGUUCAGUGGCAUUGAUGAGCAUGGUCACCUUACCAUCAGCACAGAAAUGGAAGGCAGAAUACCCGAGAUCCCGCCUGGGGCAUCAGUCCAUAUAGAGCCGUACACUGAACUCUACCACACUUCUAGCUCCGUGAUCACUUCAUCAUCCUCGAGGGAGUACACAGUGACAGAGCCAGAAAGAGAUGGAGUUGCUUCCACGUACACGGGUGCCUAUCAGUGGCGCCAGACCAUCUCCUUUGACGAAUGCAUCCAUGAUGACUCCCCCCAUUCUGCUCCUGCCACUCAGCAGCUCUCGGUGGACAGUGUGUUUGUCCUGUACAACAGAGACGAGCAGAUCCUGCGAUAUGCCAUGAGUAAUUCCAUUGGCCCCAUCAGUGAUGGUUCUGCUGAUAUUAACCGGAAUCCUUGCUACACUGGCACUCAUAACUGUGACACCAACGCCAUGUGCCGUCCAGGAACUGGGAAUCGUUUCUUCUGUGAAUGUUCAAUUGGCUUCCGUGGAGAUGGACAUGUUUGUUACGAUAUUGAUGAGUGUUCAGAGCAGCCAGGGCUGUGUGGCAGUAAUGCAGACUGCAACAACCAGCCGGGAACCUACCGCUGCGAGUGUUUUGAGGGAUACCAGUUUGCAGCAGAUGGUCGGACUUGUGUUGCUGUGGAGUAUGUGGUAAACCACUGCCAGAGGGGCACACACAACUGUGACAUCCCUCAGCGUGCUCAGUGUGUGUACACCGGAGGGUCCGCCUACGUCUGCACGUGCCUCCCUGGCUUCUCCGGAGAUGGGCGUGCCUGUGAGGAUGUAGAUGAAUGUCAACAGGGUCACUGUCACCCAGAUGCUUUCUGCUACAACACUCCUGGAUCCUUCAGCUGCCGCUGCAAGGCAGGUUAUCGUGGGGAUGGUUUCCGAUGUGUGUUAGGAGAAGUAGAAAAGACCAAAUGCCAGCAUGAACGCGAAGUAGCCCUUGGCAGUGGAGGUGCUUUCUUCCCAAGGGAUGUAAGAGUUGCUCACUUCAUUCCCCAGUGUGAUGAGCAUGGGAAUUACUUGCCCACUCAGUGCCAUGCUGGCAGUGGAUAUUGUUGGUGUGUGGACAGGGAUGGAAAUGAGAUUGAUGGCACCAGAAGCGGUCCAGGAGUUCGACCACCAUGUCUGAGCACAGCCGCUCCUCCUGUUGUUAUCGGGCCCUCUGUUCGACCAGACACGGUACCUCUGCCGCCGGGAACACACUUGCUUUUUGCCCAAAGCGGUAAAAUUGAACAUGUUCCACUAGAGGGAAACAGUAUGAAGAAAAAUGGUGCAAAAGCACUCUUGCAUAUUCCAGACAGAGUUGUUAUUGGAGUUGCUUAUGACUGCGUGGACAAGAUGGUUUAUUGGACAGACAUCAGCGGCCCUUCGAUCAGCAGGGCCAGCCUGCAUGGUGGGGAGCCAACAGCCAUAAUCAGAACAGACUUGGGAAGCCCUGAAGGGAUAGCUGUAGAUCAUCUAGGUCGCAACAUCUUCUGGACUGACUCUCAGCUGGAUAGAAUAGAAGUGGCCAGGCUGGACGGGCGCCAGCGUCGCAUCCUUUUUGACACUGGCUUGGUGAACCCCAGAGCAAUUGUUGUGGAUCCUGUGAGAGGAAACUUGUACUGGACUGACUGGAACAGAGAAGCUCCUAAAAUUGAAACUUCAUACAUGGAUGGCACAAACAGAAGAAUUCUUGUUAAAGAUGAUCUUGGGUUACCAAAUGGACUGACAUUUGAUCCUUAUUCCUCAAUGCUGUGCUGGGUAGAUGCAGGUACCAAGAGGCUGGAAUGCAUGAACCCUAAUCAGCAUGGUCGACGAAAGAUUGUUGAAGGGAUUCAGUAUCCUUUUGGUGUCACAAGCUAUGGGAAGAAUUUGUACUAUACAGACUGGAGAAGGGAUGCUGUUGUCGCAGUGGAUCGCACAAUUUCAUUAGAAAAUGAUAACUUCCAGCCUCACAAGCGCUCACGACUCUACGGAAUCACCACAGCCUUUGCUCAGUGCCCAGGAGGACAUAACUACUGUACAGUGAAUAACGGUGGUUGCACUCACCUCUGCUUGGCUACCCCAGGAGGCCGUACUUGCCGCUGCCCUGACAACACAGUUGGAGUAGAUUGUAUAGAAAGAAACUGAGCAUUAAAAUAAGCUUUAGAGCUGCAGACACCUUUUGGAAAUGUGCUGUAAACAAUUCACUCCUAUCAACACUAUCAGGCCCUAAAGAUAAGUGCUCCAUGCUGCCGACAGCAAGCCACAAUGCACGUAUGCAGACACACACACACCCCCCACACACACAGACAGAGGCAGAGGCUGUUUGUGCAACAGAUAAAUAAGACAGGGCUGCCCAGGUUGGGUCCAACUUCACCUUAUUCCUUGUAAAAUUAUCUCUUUUCUUUUAAAGGUAAAUGUGGAGGCCUUAGUUGCAUCUGUCCCAGACAAGAAGGAUGUGUCUCUUGGCAAAAUUGAAGUAACAUAACACAGGACAGAGUAAAGAGAGUGGAAAUACUCAGAUCCUGAGACUGAAUUUUACCUUGGAGUGUGCAGCAGUUUUCUGCAGAAGUGGUAUGCUUAGCCCAUCAUGUAUGUGUUUGGGCUUUAUCUCUAGCUGAGAAAAAGUCAGGGGGUUCCAGAGAAAAAGUCAGGGGGUUCCAAGGAUGAAAAGAUAAGGGGGAAUACCCAGUUAAUAGCACAUAUUUACUGCCCAACCACAUUCCUUCUCGCUACCAGUCCUUUCACUUCAAAAACUUGCAUCUCAGCUUUUGACUUCUGUACUAUGGAAGUACUUUAUCCAUGUGUUGUAAGGAUUAUAAUUCUCACUCCGGCUCAUGUGAUCCUUUCCUACAGCACAUGAUUUGUUAAAGAUAAUCAGCACUGUUUAUAUAUUUGAAGUUUUUGUUAGGUUUUAAGAGAUUUAUCUUUCUUCUGUUUGAGGUGGAUUCCUGAGUAGUUCCCUAAAAUCCACUAAACAAAAUUCAGAUAUUUUGAACAAUUGCUGGUAGGUCCUCAAAGAAUGGAUGUUGAUUCAUUGGGAGACAAGUGGUUUUAAAGAGAUAGUCACAUUUGUUUUCUGAGAGGUUUUAAAAUAGUAUUUCUACAUUUGAUUCUAUAAACCUCAAAGUGGACUCAGAAUUUUAUCUUAGCAAUCGUUCUUCUUUUAGCAAACCAUGCCAUGCCUUUUUGUAGACCAUAAGAAACCAUGGCAGUUAAAAUCUGAUCUUCAGAAAGCUCACCUCUGGUUUGGUGCUUAAGAGCAAAAAAUAUAGUCGUGCCCCAUUUAUGUGCCAGUGAGAGCAAAAACGGUGUCAUGAAAAUCAAAGUGAAGUUGAUGUUUUCAUCAUCUCCUGUAAGUUUGGAGAGGAAAAAUCUAAAUGCAUACUUAUAUGUCAGAUUAGCAGUACAAAUCUAGGAGUGGUUUGGUUUCCCCACUGUGUGUUGGGAAAGAAGCUUGCCUACAAACCAAUGUGUGGCAGAGCAAAAGAGGGUUUGUGAGGCUCCUGGCAGAGCACAUUUCACUGUGUCAUGAUCAGAGCAGUAAGCUAACAUCCCCAUUUCCUCAUUCCCCUUCAGACACAGCAGUCGUAGUUUUAAAUAGAGCCAAUUUUGAGUCUUAACUCUGUGACAUCUUCUUCUUUCAUUUUAUAUUUAUCAUAAAAAAAACCAAAACAUAUAAACAUUUUAAAGAUCUUUUUGUAUAACUUUUUAUAACUUUUAAUUCAUUCUAUUCAUACACUUAAUCAGGUAUGUCUUACUGUAAAUAUCAAAAAUUUGUUGAAAUGAAGGUGCUUGAUAAUUCUUUCUCCAGAAGUAUUCACAUAUCUGGUGAAAUAUUAAAGUUUACACUCUGUACAGGUAUCUAUAGUACAGUCAAUAAAAAUGGUUGGUUUUUA